Messenger RNA from Williopsis jadinii, 2019 nucleotides. RefSeq names its product Rad4p (gene RAD4). Gene Ontology annotation, cellular component: cytoplasm; XPC complex; nucleus. The annotation marks the transcript as partial. Gene Ontology annotation, molecular function: damaged DNA binding; single-stranded DNA binding. The transcript has 2 exons. Gene Ontology annotation, biological process: mismatch repair; nucleotide-excision repair. The record is from RefSeq and is a predicted model, not a curated record. NCBI's taxonomy places the organism in Eukaryota, Fungi, Ascomycota, Saccharomycetes, Phaffomycetales, Wickerhamomycetaceae.
AUGAGUGAUGUACCGAAGGAGUACAGAGCGCUCAUGAGGGAGGCCGUGAAGGAGGGCGGUAGCGAUAGGCCGUUGAAGCGCCGUAAGAGAAGAGUGGCGAGACAGGACGAGGCUCUCGAUGGGGACGGCGAGGGAGAGCAAGCGGGCACUGAGGCUGCUGCUGAUGUUGAGGCUGCUGCUGUAGGUGUCGAUGCUGAUGAGGACACGCCGGAGGUUGAUGUGGCAUGCAACCGUACGGUUGAGGUUGACGAUGUUGACGACGAGAGCGAUGAGGACUUUGAUGAUGACGAAUUCGAGGAUGUUGAUCUGGAGAAUGUCCAACCAAAGGCUUCCUCGAUGCUCAAGGAUGUCACAAUAGCACUGAACAAGACCCCCGCAGAGCCUGAAAAGAAGAGCAAGAGGAGAAAUGUCAUCGACAAGCAUGAGAGACUGCUCAGGAAGACCAUCCAUAGAAACUAUCUUGCCACGAUGAUGGUGCAUGGCUUCAUAAGAAAUCAAUGGUGUAACGAUGAACAUAUACAUCGCCACCUGAGAAAGCUGAUCCCUGUGAGAAUGUUUGAAGAGCUACACCCCUCAAGCUCUAUAAAGAUGCCACAGAUGAGAACUAGGCAGUUCCUAGACGGGUUACGACACCUGCUGCAAAAAUGGGUACAGUUCUAUAAAGUGACGUCUAACAAGGGGCUUUAUAAGCAUGACUGGUACGACUGGGAUGAAACGGUUACUAGAACGCCGACUCCCUUCUCAAGAUUCCAAAAAUGUAUUGUCAAGGGCCGUGGUAGUCGGGACAUUGGAGCACAGGGCUUUGUUGCUCUCUUGAGGGCAGCUGAUGUACCGUCAAGACUGGUCUUCUCACUACAGCCACCUGAUAUUACAAACAUGCAAAUCAAAGAACAUGCCAGGUCUAAAGAUAGCCCAGAAAUUGAGAUGAAAUAUCCAGUGUUUUGGGCUGAGGCCUGGGACUCUGUCUCAAAGACCUGGUACACAAUAGAUCCCAUAAUGUUCAAAACCAUUGAGAACAUCAAGACCAAAAGCGUUUUGGAGCCUCCGAUGAGCUACCCUUACAACCAGCUGAACUACGUUAUAGGAUAUGAUCGUGGAGGACGCGUGAGAGAUAUUACGAAACGAUAUGCUGAGAAGUACUACGCAAGAACCCGCAAGAAGAGAAUCACCAAGGAUGAGGCUGAAGAUAUUUGGUAUAGUGGAUUCAUCGAUGCAUUAUCAUCAAGACCAAUUAAUAAAGCCGAUAAGUAUGAGCAGGAGUACUUUGCAAAGAAGGCCGAAGAUGAAGGAAUGCCGGACAAUCUACAGGAUUUCAAGAACCAUCCGUUCUAUGUUUUGGAGAAAGAUUUGAGAAGCAAUGAAGUUCUGCAUCCUAAGGAGUCAUGUGGAAUGCUUCGUAUCAAGGGUAAAAACGAAUCAAUACCUGUUUAUAAAAGAGCCUGUGUUGUUACGCUGAGAUCUCCAAGGGCAUGGUAUCAACGUGGCCGGAUUCUGAAACCUGGUGUUCCACCGCUCAAAGUUCGUCAAAAGACCAGUGCCCAGAUGGCUCGAAAUUUGUCUUUUGGGGAUGACGAUGAAGAUAAAGAGGAGAGAUUGUAUGCAGAGUUUCAAACCGAACUAUAUGUGCCACCUCCUGCAAUUGAUGGCUUAAUCGAGAAGAAUGCGUAUGGAAAUAUUGACGUCUUUGUUCCUUCCAUGAUCCCUAAGGGUGCUAUUUUGAUCCAGACCCCAUAUGCUUUAGAAGCAGCAAAACAACUGGAGAUAGAUUAUGCUCCUGCAGUUGUUGGAUUCAAAUUUGAUAGAAGGAGUGCCACUCCAAGGAUCGAAGGUGUUGUUGUCGGAGAAGAGUUCAAAGAUAUAUUACCUGUUAUUCAAGAGCAGAUUAAGGCUGAGGAAAUUGAGAAGGAAAGAGUCAAAUUAGAGAUACGAGCCCUCAAGGCAUGGAGUCUAAUGCUUUCAAAGCUUAGAAUUAAACGUCGCCUGGAAAAAUCUCAUGGCAAAGUUGAUGAAGAUGAACCA